UCCACUCGCCGUAUCCGCUGAGUGAUUCGCAUGUACUCUUCCGAACUUAUUUUGGGUGCUCGAAAAUGGCAACCUUAGAAGGCUUGCGAAGAAGCAUUGCCAUUAAACUGAAGGAUCCCAUCGCGCGGUAUAUCAGAGAACGAGAUCAAGAUAGCGGAGACGUAGAUAGCAUAGUUCAGCAGAUUAGAAGGUCAGAGUCGUGGAGGAAGUUCCAAAAGUCUUACCUUCUUAGUCUAUCCCCAGACGGAGCGACGCCAGAAAAGAACGUCUACCACGACGAUGCAGACGACGAAGGCUCGAGGAGUGGAAGCGCGUUUUCGAUGGACAGUUUCGGCAGUGAAAGUUCUUACAACAGAGAAAGCACGGUCUUAUCUCCGGAGCAGAUUCACGAGUUGUGCAAGCUCAUCGUGUCCCCCGCCCCGUCGUCAAAGUUACACGCGAUUGAUAUCCUCAGCAGAGUAUCAAACUUCGAAACACUCGUCAUCAACGACGACUGGACACAGCUCGAAUGUCGCCUUCGAACUCUCUUGACUCACCCUACAAAGGUCAUUAAGCAGGAAACAUUUCGUCUAUAUUGGACAAUGAUGUCGGAAGGUGGCGUCGUGUUUCAAAGUGCAUACAAAAGUCUCUUAGCAGCUGUUAAGAACGUCGUCUGCUGUCGUGGCCACGGGGUAAAACACAGACAGCAGGACGGGUUAAGCAUCGUCGAAGUCGUUAAUGCGUACCACAGAAAUCUCCCGUCCCAGUGGCUGAAAUAUCCCCGUUCUGUUGUGCACUAUAUCGUCGAAGAGACGUUAACGCUAAUGGAUGAUACUUUCUAUGAUAACUUCUCUCGCAUGUGGAAAACUAUUGCUUCUGUGGAUGAACACGCCGAGUGGUUGAAGAUAUGGCUACUCGAAGGCGAAAGUCGGUUGGCGCUGAUGCAGAUGCUACCAAAACGCCCAAACAUUCUUUUACACGCCGUGCAACUCGUCGUGAACUACAAGAAAUAUCCCGAACUUUGCGAACGCAACAUCAGCAGCCAUGUUUACGGAUGUUGCAUACUCAUACACGUUUUGCAUUACAGCGGCGGAAGGACGCUUUUCAACACCCUCAGCUCGGGACGAAGCCGCGGGAAAGGGUGGUUCGAAAUCCUCGUACAAGUCAUACAGUUUGUGAAAGUGCUUUCGCAGUGUAGUUAUAACGGCUUCGACAAUCUCAUUCAACGUCUCAAAGCAACGCUGGAAGCCAUCGGUGAGGCUGUCGACGACUCCUUCCCGAUGGAACGCAAAGAAAUUCUCAUCAACCACGUCCUGGAUUUCAACAAACCCGUAACCAACGUUUCGUUGCAUCGAAACGUCUUGUCGGAAUGUCUUAAAGCUCUAUCGUCGACGAAGAGGGGACUGCACAUCAUUCAGAGCACAACAUACAAGGGAACGAAAGUUAUUCAGAACAUUGUAUCCCUCGUAGUGAAGACAUUAGAAAGCCCUAAAGAACAUGACCUUGAUGUUUGUACAGUUAACAACUUGCUUGUUGUGUGCGGUUACUUAGUCAGACAUCCAGGUUACUUUCUCACGGAAGGUUACCGUUAUCAGGCUAGGCUGUUAAAAUGUGUUCUCGAUUCAUACAAGUCCAACGGGCUAAACGUUACUGCUGGCUUGGACAAAUUGGUAGAAUGCUUGCUGGCGACAAGUAUAGGGACAGCUCUCUUGAACUUCGGAACUGUGUCGGAAGAGUAUGGGGACUAUGUGCUCCGAGCAGACAUCUACAAGAAACUGCAGUAUUUCUCUGCGCACACCACCGGUACGAAAACUGUGGAUAAGUUGAUCUCUGAAGCAGAAGACCAUUUUUGGAGGCUGAAACAGUCACACGUCGAAUGCAAGGUGAACCCGAAGGAUAUGUGUUACGCAGUAAUCUGUUUACUGCCGUCUCAAAGGGAGUGUCGAGUAAUAUUUGCGCAAAAUGCUGAAUAUUGUGAGGACGACAUUUGGAGCAUGCUGGCGCUGCUGCCAUCAAGUUACGACAUUCAAGAAGACGAAGCGGUUCUAAGUUUGUACAUCUUGAAAGGACUAAUAUGCUGCUUGAAAACCUACAUCUUUCUCGAAGAGACAUACUGCAUCACGAGGCGGUUGGAAAAAAUAAUUUCAGACUACCGCACAGACGAUGGAAGUAUCAUGCUAACUGAGCUCACCUUCAUUGCACUGCAGAUUAUAGAAAGAAUAAAAUUUGUAGGCAACCCACGUCAGUGGACAACGUUAACUGACUUCGACCUGUCGGACAGGUUCGAUCGUGUUCUUGCCAUUUCGGAAGAAACAUUACCCGCGAGAAGCCCUACAAGUGCGCCAGACUCAAGCACGCACUUCAAAGUGAGCCUUAAGUGCGCCUCAAAUGGAAGAAAGGCUCUCGAGGAAUUCCUCAACGAGAAUGCAACACUCAGAGCGUGUGAAUUUGAGUCAUUUUUUACGUUGGACAGAACUGAACGGCGCAAAAUAAACGACGACCACCAGACUACAACAAAUGCUCAAAAGUGCGGUAUCGAAAUGACCCUCAAGAUAGGGCGAGACCUCGGACUGCUCGACCGGGAAGAUGACUUGUGCUACGAGGCGCUGCGGACUCUCUUACGAAAGAACAGCUCACUCAACGUCGCAUCACGCCACAAUCAAAGUUACGACUUUGUACUCUCUACGAUCUUCCUCUUGCUACGCGGGGACAAAGACAAGACGCGACAGCUCCACGAUUUCUUGUGCGACCAGUACUAUGCCUACUUGUAUUUUCCCAAUAUUUACGGUACUUGCGAUACCAUGCUCUGCGCUGCCCUCUGCCAGGUGUUUGAGGCAGUGUUGCUCGACCACGUUCCAAGCGUGUACCACGCCCUUCGGGCCGGCCGUUACGGGCCGAGAUCAGUGCUGACCCACUGGGUUGGACAGUUCUUCUGGAACGUCCUCGACUUCGAUGAAAUUGCGACGGUGCUGAUGACGCUGGUCGUAUUUGGUGGCGACUAUGUUUUGUAUAUCUGUGCUUCCAUGUUGAGACAUAUGGAAAGUGACAUAUUGGAGCACUUCAACAGGGGACGCCUCGUUACCGUUCUCCGCCGGGGAGCUAUAGGCGGAUUUAGAUUAUCAGAUAACCUGCAGUUCUUGCAUGGUUUGAAAGAGCAGUAUCGCAACGUGAUAUCAAAGUGUUUCAGGAUGUACGCACAUUAAAGGAGUGAGGGAGGG
This is a messenger RNA of Ornithodoros turicata, 3197 nucleotides long. RefSeq lists its product as uncharacterized. NCBI's taxonomy places the organism in Eukaryota, Metazoa, Arthropoda, Arachnida, Ixodida, Argasidae. The record is from RefSeq and is a predicted model, not a curated record. The transcript has a single exon. The coding region runs from base 66 to 3182 and encodes 1038 amino acids.